AUGUUCACAUCGGUUAUAAAACAAAGGACUCUCGUCUCCACUAAAGUACCUAUAAGGUCAUUUUCCAAUACCACCUAUACUUCCUCCUGGUUAGGUGAUUUAUUCGGAAAGAAUAAACCAGUCACAAAGCAAAAGAAACAAGAAAUCAUUGAAAAACAAGAUGAAUUCAUUGAAGAAGAAAAAGAAGGAGAAAGGAUUACUAUUUUAGGAUAUGAAAAUUCAAAAGACAUUGUGAAGCCAGGGCAAAGAUUAAAAGGAUUGAAGAUUGUGCCUUGGAAAAGCAGACAAAUUUCAACACAACAAGUUCCAUUUAAAUCUGAUACAUUAUAUAAGAUUUUUAAACAAGUAUAUAAAGAAAACUUUUCAAAAGAGAUUACUGAAGCUGAUUUCCCAAACAUCACUUUCCAUGAUUUUAAUAAAAGAUUAAGAUUUGCAAAUGCAUUGCGUGUCAAAUUAGGAUUUGAAGUUAGUGAUUAUGUAAUUUCUAAAGGUCAUACAUUGGAAGAUUUCCAUAGUGAAUGUCAAAAAUUCUUGGAAAGCAAACGUGGAAGUGAAAGAAAUCCAAAGGGUAUUAGAUUAGUUAGUAUGAGUCCAAUGAAUAUUUAUUUGAAUAAUGAACGUGCUAAGAGUGUUCAAGAAAGGAAAUUUGAAAAGCUUGCCGAACAAGCUAGAGAGAAUCAAAGAAUUCAACUUGAAAAGCAACUCGCUGGACCUGGAGAAGAAGAGCAAAGUGUUGCUUCAAACUAG
Messenger RNA from Hemisphaericaspora subhashii, 747 nucleotides. RefSeq names its product mitochondrial 54S ribosomal protein YmL13. NCBI's taxonomy places the organism in Eukaryota, Fungi, Ascomycota, Pichiomycetes, Serinales, Debaryomycetaceae. The transcript has a single exon. The record is from RefSeq and is a predicted model, not a curated record. Gene Ontology annotation, cellular component: mitochondrion. The coding region runs from base 1 to 747 and encodes 248 amino acids.